Messenger RNA from Hippoglossus stenolepis (Pacific halibut), 5720 nucleotides. RefSeq lists its product as uncharacterized. Lineage: Eukaryota; Metazoa; Chordata; Actinopteri; Pleuronectiformes; Pleuronectidae. Gene Ontology annotation, molecular function: chemorepellent activity; semaphorin receptor binding. Gene Ontology annotation, biological process: semaphorin-plexin signaling pathway; positive regulation of cell migration; negative regulation of axon extension involved in axon guidance. The transcript has 14 exons. The record is from RefSeq and is a predicted model, not a curated record. Bases 256 to 2172 code for a protein of 638 amino acids.
CCCGACUUCUCCAGACUGAGCAGCCGGCGGAGCACACGGACAAGACAGGACCGGGACACAGCAGCAGCAGCAGCAGUCGGUCAGUCGGUCGGUCGGUCGGUGGCACAGAUCCGGGACGCAGCGGAACGGGAGGGAGCGAACAGGAGGCUGCACGGGAAGAGGAAGGAGGAUAUCUUUGUUUUGUGGAGAGGGGGGGUUGUGAGCUGCUGCCUUCGGUUGAUAUAUUUAUUGCAACGCGACAGCGCCUGGAGGAAGAUGAAGUCGCUCGUCCUGCUCUGCCUCUUCGCCGCGGUUACCGCCGGAAAGUCACCUCGGCUGAAAUUUGUUGUGCAAGAGCCGUCCAGGUUCCACUUCAACAAACCUGAGAACUACAUCAGCAUGUACCAUCCGGAGGGAAGUGACACGCUGUACGUGGGCGGCCAGGCGAUGAUCUACGUGCUGACGUUCAGUGACAGAGGGGUCCGCGACCUGCAGAUCCCAGCGGCUUCCGAUCAGACUGCGAUCGACACCUGCAAGGCAAAGGCUGCGCCACUCGAGCUGGAGUGUGAUAACUUCAUCACAGUCAUUCAGAAAGUAAACGACACAUUCAUCGCGUGCGGAACGAACGCCGGGAGCCCGAGGUGCUGGAUGCUGGUAAAUGACUCUGUGCUAACGGACGUCCAGGGCAACGGGCAGAUCGCGUCGGCCUCUGAAAUCUCGCCGCCCUACCCGUCCCAGAAGUCCAUCAGCCUGCCUGCAGAUGGGAGUCUGUAUUCCGCGAUGUCGUCGGUGGGAGGUCACGCCGGCGCAAUCCGCCGAACGUUUGGUCCCCAGAAGCUCCUGAAGACCGAGAACAUUUGGCUGCUGAAUCCUCAGUUUGCCGGUGCCGCCAUUAUUCCGUCUGCGCUCAAGGACAAGGAGGAGAUCUACUUCUUCUUCAGUGAGCUCAACAAGACGGCCAGAGUGGACGAGGAGCCGUACCGAGCUCGCAUCGGUCGACUCUGCACGGUGGACGAAGGAGGCAUCAAAGCUCUGCUGGCCGACUCGUGGACGACCUUCAUGAAGGCUCGGAUGAUGUGCGGCUCAGGCAACACUCAGCAGCAGUACAACAACUUGAAGCAGGCCGUGGUGCUGACGGCGCAGGACAAGAGGGCCGGGGUCUUGUACGGCCUGUUCUCCAACGCAUGGGGCAGAACCGUGAUCUGCGCCUACUCCAUUGAAGAUAUUGACCAGGCCUUCGCCACGAGCAAACUGAAGGGCUACAGCAGCUCAUUCGUCGGCAGUCGCCCUGGAAUGUGUGUUCGCAAAAACGCGACAGCCGGUCACAAUGACAUCAAGAACCUGGGGAUUAUCAGGUACCACCCGGAAAUCGAGGACGUCAUCCGGCCCGUGGGCGUGUCUCCUCUGGACCUGCCCACCGACGACCAGAUCACGCACGCUGUGGCGGACAUCGUGCUGGCGGUCAACGACGAGCACUACAGCGUCCUGUACCUCGGAACAGAACAAGGCAAAGUUCUCAAGGUUCUCCACUCCAGCGAGGGGGUCUUCAUCAUAUCUCAGUACUCCCUGUUUCACAAUGAGGGCCCCGUUCUAAACAUGGCCAUCGACGCCCAGAAGGGACAUCUGUAUGUCGGCACGGCGAUGGAGGUCCAGCGACUGCAGCUGGCUGACUGCCGUCGCUAUGGCGACACAUGCAGGGAGUGCAUCCUUUCCCGGGAUCCGUAUUGCGGCUGGGACAAGGCCAGGAGGAAGUGCAUCGCCAUCCCGCCUGGAUACAACGCCACGACCGGGGCACUGAUUCAGAAUCUGGACCAUUCCAACUCGUCGGUUUGCGGGGAAGCUGCUGCUCUGAAGCAGCGUCGGACUUCACCCAGGGAAGUGGUGGUCCAGUCCAACACCUCUGUCUUUCUCCCCUGCCCCGUGCGCUCCUUCCACGCCACCUACCGCUGGGAGAAGGACAACUGCAUCAAGAACUACCCCUGCCUCUUCUCCGGGGACUUCUGCGUCCUGGGGCCCACCUUCCACACGCCCCUGAAGGAGGGCGUCUUUCGAUGCAUGGCCACCGAGGACGGAUUCAAGGUGGAGGUGAUCUCCGUCCGGCUGGUGAACGACGGCAGGCUCCUGGCCGCCUCCCUGGCCUCCACCUUGGGGCCGUCACUCCUGCUGGCCGCGGCCGCCCUGUGGCUCCAUUAACUGCAGCUAAUGCUAAUGCUAACCGCUCAUCCUUACCGGCUCCCGAUGACAGGAAAAGACAGGGAGCCACUGUUAGGAGGUCAGGUUCGCAGAGCAUUGAACUACAUGAUUGGGUUGUCGGUGCCAAUUUUCAAUUUUUAGAAAGAGUCCAGCAAAAUGUGAGCGAGUUAUGGAUUCAGUGAUUUUUAGCAUAAAGCAGCAGACAGAAGAUCCUUGAUUUUAUUCAAUCUAAAGUGAGUAGGAGUUACUGUCCAUGAACUUGAUUCAAUCAUAAUUAGGUGCUUUGCAAACCUUUCCUCUCUGACUCGAAAACAAACAUAUCCUAUGAGUUGGGCAAAAAAGAGAAAACAAACCAAUACCAGGCCAAUUGUUUUUAUCAUUUCUCUACUUAAUUUGAAAUUGACUUGAUUGUGCUUAUUUGUGAAUAUGUAAACCUUUAAUACCCACUCUCGUACAUCCCAUCGUUCAUCUUGUUAAACUUAUAGCUCAUUAGUACUUAGUAAAACGUCUGGUAUUGAGAUUUAAAAAGCCUUAACACUUCUGGGACAUAAACUCCUAAGCACAAUUUUGCAGUCGAGGCAGAAUACUGCAGACUCGGAUGCACUUGGCGCUAUAAUUAGUGCAGCUGGGUCCGACAACAUCACCGGGAGGAAGUGUCAGCUUUUUGACAGGAAGUAGGCGGAUGGGCAAGAGCUCAUUCUCGAACAUCACUGUGUCUCAGCAACUCCUCCUCAGGCGAGGCAGUUCCUUGCAUAUUUUUAUCAGAUGGCAUCAGACGUCGUCGUUGCGCCUUGUUCACAGCUUUGUCCAUUUUUUUCUUUUCAUAUACGCUAUCGACUCCUCCCCAGAUCAGAGCGGGACGGUCGCUCUCUUUAGAGGAGAGUAAAGUUACUUAUAUUUAUCAAGUGAGAAGCAGAACCUCCUCAGAAUCUUUCAAUUUUAAAAACAUGAAGCCAUUAAAUAAUCAAACUCAUCUCUAUCAACCCACAUGAAAGUUUAAUUCUGGAUAUUUUCUGUUGGGUGAUUCACCGUUGAGUCAAAAUGUCAAACUGCUGUGAUUAUUUUUUUGGCUCAUUCUGUGAAUUCACAGAAAAAAAGAAAGAUCGGGUUUUUUGGGGGAAACCGAGUGAGGAGAAACAACCUGCUGCUGCCAGCGACUCCACUUCCUGUAAACCUGACGGUGCACGGAGAUGUGAACAAGGUGCUGAAGCGAACUCACGUUAUCGUACGUUGCAUUUCAUAGAUUGCCGGGAGAAAAAAAAAAAAAGGCUUGUGAUUAGAUCUGUGAAGUAUGUUCUGUAUUUUAUUGCUCUGCAGAUGCUGAUUUUCUACCAUUGCUGCCUAUGUACGUGACAAUUUGUCUUGAUGGUUUUGGGUUUUUAUGCCAUAGUUAGAAUGUGAUAUGUAACCAUUGACUGCUUCGCCUCUUUCCCCGGGGACGUCAGCGGACGAGAAACACGGUUAGUUUUUCAUCCUUGAAUCUCGAUGCUGUAAAAAAAAAGACUUCACUGAUGUGCAGCAGCAACCACAACCAGCGGCGUGAGCAGUCGGCACAUCAGACACACCUGCGACAUCUCCUCACCCCCGCGUCUGCUCACGCAGCUGAAUCACAGCUCAAUGUAAACAGAAAGGAGUCGUGAAUGUAGCUGCUCUUCACUUCAGCAGUGAAAUGACAGAAACUACAGCGAACCCUCUGAAUACUGAUCAGCCGAGUGAGGGAGGAGGCCUGAGCGCUGAUGAAUUAUGCAGCGGAUUAGCAUGUUCCUCCAGAGCUUUUGAGAAUUACCAUUCGGUAAUGUUACAUAAAUCUGCCCGUGCCGAGCCUUCCACAGUGGCAGAAAUGUCAUUAAUAGCUAAUUAGUGAUUCCUCAUGCGCCGUAUUAGAGAAUUUAUUUUACAUGGUCGGGGGUGCGAGCGGCGGGCGUGUUCUCAGCCGUGAAAACCUCCAGCCAGUGUCGUGCUGCUCGCUCGGUUGUGUGUUGCUGCUCGGGGACCUGCUUGCUUUUUUCCGCACGGAUGUGGGCCAAGGACUGUGCCAUAAAAAAAGAAAAAAGCUGUGUCGGGCCACUUUAUUUACGAAGAUGCUUCAUUACCUCCCCUCAACCCUGAGCGCGUGUGCAACAUCGGUCGUCCCCACAAACACAAAACCCCCACUGCAGGUCCAACAUGCAUACUAAUCGUCUUUGUGUCUCUGUGUCGCCGCCAGGGUGGUAAAUGAACACCAGCCUCCUGCCAAGUGCCGGUGAACCUUCGGCACUUGGCUCCGUUGUGCCAGAGACGUUGUGACAGGAAACUUAACUCGACAAACACAAACGUGCUGCGAGUCAUCGUCCUCUGAAACCUCCUUUAUACUGUAACUGCUGUGUACGUGUUGUCAUUUAACUCCGAAAGCUGUGAUCAGAGGAAGAGAAGCCUUUACUUUCCUAUUAGAAUCAAAUAUAAUAAUCUUCUUGUAGUAUUUAUACACACACACUUUGAACAAAAUUGUGUUGUUUAAGAAUUAGGACUUGUACUUAUACCAUUUAGUACUGACCAGUGCUAUUGUGGUGGAGGAAAUACUCCAAUACCAAUUCUACAAUCAAGUAAAAGUCCUGCGUUCAAAUCUUUAUUUCAUCACAGAAACAUAAAUCUGAAUAUUCUGAUAUGUUGAAUAUGGUAAAUAAUGUGUUUGUGUUUUCUUUGGCUUCUGGCCUUUAUAGCGGCGGUGAGUGAAGGGGAGACAGGAAACCGGGUCAAAGGGCCGAGGCCGUCCAAGCACCAUAACCAUUCAGGUCGCCCAACUACGACAAAAACAAUAACUUCGAUAUUUCAGCUCUUAAAAACAAUAGUGACCAUCAAGAACCAGAAAUCUGUUCAUGUUAGCUUGCAUGCAAUUGUACGUUUUUUUAUCUUUUGUCCCGUUCCUCUCUUAACGAGGAGCUCCGGUCCCCAGGCAGGAGCAGGAGGAGUUGGCCUCUCUCCUCGUCCUCAGCUCCACACGACUUCGCUCCAACGGCCACAGUCUUGCAGCGAACGCGUGGGAUCUGAAUAUACAGCAUUUACCAACCCUUGAAAAACCACAUCUCCUCUGUGUUGCAAGUCCUUGCUUUGAUGUGGAUAUCCACACGGCUGCUUUAUCCAGAUUCACUUAUCGCUCGCUCGCGUCCGACGUCGUCAGCCGCUGCGAUAGCGGCUUAUCUCCUUCAAAGCGAGCUCUUGAUUUGCCUUCAGGAAACCAUCUGCGCUCCACGAGGAAGAGGAGCGGGUCGCUGCUCUGUUUGCUCCGGGGGUUUGAGUGUCAAGUACUGUACAUGAUGUGUGCCCUCAACUCUGUGUCUUGAUAUAACUCAUUUUAAAAAGUAACAUGCCAAACUAUUAUUAUUAUGAAAAGGAAAAAAAAAAAGAGAGAUUUAUAUUGGUGCCAUUGCCAGUUUAAUGCCAUCUCAUUACAUGUAUUUUUAAAUAACAAAUAUCUAUAGUGCAAUAGAUAUUCAUGUAACAAAUCCAUAUUGACAUGUGUUUCCCUGAACAUGUGCCGUGAAAAUUAAUAAAAUAUAACUAUAAAGGAA